This is a messenger RNA of Microtus oregoni (creeping vole), 3714 nucleotides long. RefSeq names its product protocadherin beta-4-like. Gene Ontology annotation, molecular function: calcium ion binding. Gene Ontology annotation, cellular component: plasma membrane. The record is from RefSeq and is a predicted model, not a curated record. Lineage: Eukaryota; Metazoa; Chordata; Mammalia; Rodentia; Cricetidae. The coding region runs from base 168 to 2555 and encodes 795 amino acids. Gene Ontology annotation, biological process: homophilic cell-cell adhesion. The transcript has a single exon.
CGGAGCUAUGAAGGGGUUUGGACAAGAAUAUACUGGAUUAAUGUAAGAUUGAGAACAGCGUGUGAAGGUCCCUCUUAAGAAAAGAAAAACCAGAAGCCAGCGUUUUAAAGCACUGGGAGACUGCUAAAGGAUUGGAUGCAAACAAUCGCUUUCCCAACACGGAGAAGAUGGAGAGAAUUCAACCAAACAGGCAAGUCAUGGCUUUUAUAUUUAUGCUGGUUUGGGUUCAGGUUUGGAGUGAGCCAACAACUCGGUACUCUAUCAUGGAGGAAACAGAAAGCGGCUCCUUUGUAGCCCAUCUGGCCAAGGACCUGGGUCUGAGAUCUGGGGACCUGGCAGCCCGGUCUGCAAGGGUGGUGUCUGAUGAUUACAAGCAGCGAUUGCUGCUGGAUCCCGAGACUGGAGAUCUGCUUCUGAGGGAGAAACUAGACCGGGAAGAGCUCUGUGCCUCUGUAGACCCCUGUGUGCUGCAUUUCCAGGUGUCUCUUGAAAAACCAGUGCAGUAUUUUCAAGGAGAAUUACUGAUCCAGGACAUAAAUGACCACUCACCAGAAUUCCCAGAUAGGGAAAUGCUUUUGAAAAUACCAGAAAAUAGCCAGCCAGGCACUCUGUUACCAUUGAAUUUAGCCCAGGAUUUGGAUGUGGGCAGCAAUGGGCUUCAAGAGUACACAGUCAACCCCAACUCUCAUUUUCAUGUCCUCACUCGAAAUAAUAGUGAAGGCAAGAAAUACCCAGAAUUGGUGCAGGACAGAGCCCUGGACAGAGAGGAGCAGGCAGAGCUGAGCUUGACCCUCACGGCUCUGGAUGGGGGCUCUCCACCUAGGUCAGGAACAGCCAUGGUUCGAAUCCUGAUCCUGGACAUCAAUGACAAUGCCCCUGAAUUUGUGAAGACCCCCUAUGAGGUACAGGUCCUGGAGAGCAGCCCCCCAGACUCCCCAGUCCUGACUGUCCUAGCACAGGAUGCAGAUGCUGGCAACUUUGGGAGAGUUUCCUAUGGCUUGUUCCAAGCAUCAGAUGAAGUUCAACAGACGUUCUCAAUAAACGAAAUCACGGGAGAAAUACGGCUGAAAAAGGGAUUGGACUUUGAGAAAAUUAAGUCUUACCACGUGAAAAUCGAGGCCACGGAUGGAGGAGGCCUUUCUGGGAAGGGCGCUGUGCUGAUAGAGGUGGUGGAUGUGAACGACAAUGCCCCAGAGCUGACCAUAUCUUCACUGACCAGCUCAGUCCCAGAAAAUGCUCCUGAGACCAUAAUCAGCAUCUUCAGAGUUGGAGACAGGGAUUCCGGAGAGAAUGGAAAGGUGGUUUGUUCUAUUCCAGAAACCCUGCCGUUCAUCCUCAAAUCCACUUUCAAGAAUUUCUACACCCUGGUGACAGAGAGUCCUCUGGACAGAGAGAGCAGAUCUGAGUACAACAUCACCAUCACAGUCAGCGACAUGGGCACACCCAGGCUCACAACCCAGCACACCAUAACAGUGGAGGUGUCAGAUGUCAACGACAACGCCCCCGCCUUCACACAAAGCUCCUAUACCUUGUUUGUCCAUGAGAACAACAGCCCUGCCCUGCACAUAGGCACCAUCAGCGCCACAGACUCAGACUCAGGCUCCAAUGCCCACAUCACCUACUCGCUGCUGCCCACUCACGACUCGCAUCUGCCCAUCACCUCGCUGGUCUCCAUAAAUGCCGAAAAUGGUCAGCUGUUCGCUCUCAGGGCGCUGGACUAUGAGGCCCUGCAGAGCUUCGAGUUCCUCGUUGGCGCCACAGACCAAGGCUCGCCUGCGCUCAGCAGCCAGGCGCUGGUGCGCGUGCAGGUGCUGGACGCCAACGACAAUGCGCCCUUCAUGCUCUACCCGCUGCAGAACGCCUCUGCGCCCUUCACUGAGCUGCUGCCCAGGGCAGCGGAGCCAGGAUACCUGGUCACCAAGGUGGUGGCUGUGGAUCGCGACUCUGGCCAGAACUCUUGGCUGUCGUUCCAGCUUCUUAAGGCUACAGAGCCAGGGCUGUUCAGCGUGUGGGCUCACAAUGGCGAGGUGCGCACCUCCAGGCUGCUGAGUGAGCGCGAUGCGCCCAAGCACAGGCUGCUGCUGCUGGUCAAGGACAAUGGCGAUCCUCCGCGGUCUGCCAGUGUCACUCUGCAUGUGCUGCUGGUGGAUGGCUUCUCUCAACCCUACUUGCCACUACCGGAGGUGGCACGCGACCCCGAGCACGACAAUGAGGACUUGCUCACGUUGUAUCUGGUCAUCGCCUUGGCGUCUGUGUCUUCGCUCUUUCUCUUGUCUGUGCUGCUGUUUGUGGGCCUGAGACUGUGCAGGAGAGCUCAGGCAACCUCUCUGGCUGGUUGCUCUGCUCCUGAGAGACACUUUCCUGGACACCUGGUGGAUGUCAGUGGAGCAGGAACCUUGUCCCAGAGCUACCAGUAUGAGGUGUGUCUGACUGGGGAUUCUGGGACUGGUGAUUUCAGAUUUCUCAAUCCCAUGAUCCCUGAGCUUUUGGUUCAAGAUUCUGGGCGAGAACUUAAGGAAAAUCUCCAUGGCAGGGAGAGCUUUGUUUUUAGCUAAGUCAUUGGUUCUCAACCUCUGGACUGGGGGGGAGGAGGGAUGACCCUUUGGGGAGUCGAACUACCCUCUCACAGGGGUUACACAUCAGAUAUUCUGCAUAUCAGAUAUUUACAUUAUGAGUAAUAACAGAAACAUAUUACACUUAUGAAGUAGUAACAAAAUAAUUUUAUCCUCCCAGGUCCCCACAUCAUGAACAAAUGUAUUAAAGGGUCAUAGGAAGGUUGAGAACCACUGAACUAAGUGAUGUAAAUUCCUAAGUGUUCUGAUAGUUUCUUUUUUAUUGGUAUGAAAGUACUAGGCUUUUAGUUAUACGAAGCAUAUUUUUCUCUGCAUAUGAUUAUCUCUUGGUGAUUAACACUCCCAUAGCCCUAAAAAAACAAUACAGUAUUAAAUUUUCUUUGUGUAAUACUCUUGAUGAUCUUCUGAGACGUUUUACUGCUCUCAAAAGUCUUGGAUUUGUGGCACCUGCCCUUUCCGUCUAUUUUUGUCUUUUCAAACGAAGAUUGCUUAAAAUUACUUAUGUUGUCUGGAUCUUUCUGCAUGAAUGGAAAGCCACAUUAUGCUGUGUUCACUAUCAGGCUACAUGCCCUGAAUAGCCCAGUCUUAAAAAUGUAAAGUGUAUGAGCACCAUGCAUGCUAGUUGUCCUGUCUAUUUGGCUGCAAGUGUUCUGAAAUGAUACUGUUAGUGUUUGAAUUCUUAUUUGACAAAAAUUAAAGAGAAAAUGUAUAAUUUCUCAUCCCAUUUAAAAAUAUAACUGCUAAGUCACUGUUUUGCUAUAUUAAUAAAUUUAUCUUUUGAUUAUUUUGAUAAUUAAUCUCAGAAUUAUAUCUUUCUGAAAAAGGAAAAUGUAGGGCUGUUGAGGGCAUCACGUUUACCUUUUUCUUUCUCAUACAAAUAUGUCCAUGUUUUAAUUUGUGUGUCUUUUCUGAACCCUUCAAAUGAGGAAAUUUCUUUUGAAAUUUGGCUAUUCUGCUUGAUUUUGUUUAUUAGAAGUUUUCAGCUUUGUCAUUUUGUGUUAGCUGGUGCCUUGGAUAGAGUUUAUCAAUCAGCAAAUAUUAUUUUUGAUGUUAAAUCAUUUUGUUUCAUUGUUUAGUGUACCCUUAAGGUACUUUGGGUGAAACUGAUGAAUAAUAAUGAAUAGCAUUUUGCUUGUUAAUA